This is a messenger RNA of Habropoda laboriosa, 567 nucleotides long. Its product is annotated as proline-rich extensin-like protein EPR1. NCBI's taxonomy places the organism in Eukaryota, Metazoa, Arthropoda, Insecta, Hymenoptera, Apidae. The record is from RefSeq and is a predicted model, not a curated record. The transcript is spliced from 3 exons. The coding region runs from base 1 to 567 and encodes 188 amino acids.
AUGGUAAUACACGUUACCACGCUACUAUUGGUAGCUUUUACGACAGUGCACUCGAAACCAGCACCAGAACCACCGGUGAGCUCGUAUUUCCCUCCGUCAUCGACUGGCGGUGGUAACUAUGGUCCACCCUCUGUUCCGGACACUUAUGGACCACCUCAGCAACCGCCUGUCGUUCACAAGCAUGUUUACGUGCACGUGCCACCUCCAGAAACACCAGAAUACAAACCACCAAAAUACAUACCACCCGCAGCGCCACCACAGAAGCAUUACAAGAUCGUGUUCAUAAAGGCGCCAACUCCACCAACCCCGACAGCUCCUGCUCUUCCACCGUUGUCACCUCAAGAUGAGGAGAAGACGUUGAUCUACGUGUUAGUGAAGAAGCCGGAAGAGGCGCCAGAUGUAGUACUCCCAACUCAAACACCAACGCAACCUAGUAAACCGGAGGUUUACUUCAUUAGAUAUAAGACACAGAAAGAAGCACAGAACGCAGAAUAUGGACCUCCGCAACAUACAGCACCUUCAGAUAACUAUGGUGCUCCACCAUCAAGCUCUGGCGGACCCUAUUAA